GUCACGAUGAUAGUCCAAUACGCAUUGAGAGUGGGACUUCAUUGAGACAGGACGUAGUACAUCACAAACACACACACAAAAUGGGCCUUAAGUUUUUGGUUUUCUUCGUUUGCGUGGGAGUUGCGUCCGCCUUCUUGGCAUCGUACGAAAAUUGCAGCGAGAAAUGCAGCAUAGACGAGAUCCGCAUAGACCCGUGCAACUCAAAGAAGCGAUGCACCUUCAAACUGGGCUCUAACGUGUCUAUAUCUUUUGAUUUCACUCCCUCUUUCACCGCGACGGAAAUGCUGACCGCACUGUACUCCGACCAACACAACGCGAAGCUGACUUCGAUCGGCAACAACGGCAUCGUGGAUGCGUGUGACCUGACCCCCUGCCCCACGGAGCCGGGGAACCAGCAGCUCUUCAACUAUACCCUGCACAUCGGGAAGAAACUGCCCGCGGCAAGUUAUCAGUUCCGAUGGCAGUUGUGGAAUAAAAAUAACGAGGAAGAAUACUGCUGUUUCAAGACCAACGUCAGGCUGAGAAAGUGAUUUACUCUGAGGAAGAAUGACUAGAAAAUAAUUCGUACUAAAAUAUUACUUCGCAUUAAGUAAAAUUACACAUCAAUGCAUCAAUGCUAUUAAAACUAAAACUAAAAUUAUAUACAA
This is a messenger RNA of Plodia interpunctella (Indianmeal moth), 647 nucleotides long. RefSeq names its product MD-2-related lipid-recognition protein-like. The record is from RefSeq and is a predicted model, not a curated record. The coding region runs from base 81 to 530 and encodes 149 amino acids. Lineage: Eukaryota; Metazoa; Arthropoda; Insecta; Lepidoptera; Pyralidae. Gene Ontology annotation, molecular function: sterol binding. Gene Ontology annotation, biological process: sterol transport. The transcript is spliced from 4 exons.